AUGGGAUACAAAAUAAGAAAUAAAUCAAUAUUUUGGACUAGAGGUGGAUGGAAAAAUAAUUGGCAUCCUAAAAACUUUAAUACUCCCAGACCUUCCGAUGGAGAAAUGACUGUAGCAAUUAGAUGUAGAUAUGACCAUCAUUCAUUUUUAAGAAUGCACCAAACUUACAGAAAUAUGUCUAGACAUUGCAAAUAAUAUUUCUUAGGUGAUAAAUAACUUGAAGAAAUAUUUAUUUUAGGUUUACGUUCAUUUUUUUAUAUUCCAUAUGAUUCUUAAACCCCAACUGAUUUGAUUAAGCAUGGUGGUGAAAGAAGAUUUGUCGAUUAAUAUGAUAGAGAUUUUGAAUUAAUGUCAUAUAAUCAACAUCCUUAUUAACUUUUUACUUACUAAGUAAGAAAUGAGCAUCUUGAAUGGAAGAACUAAUAAUAUUAAUAAAUCUAAAAAGGAGAAAAUACAUAUGAAUAAGAAAUUUUAAAUCAUCUUGACAAUUUAAUUAACACUGAAAGAUCAAAUUUAAGAGAUGGAUAAAGAUUAUCUAUUGAAAGAAUGACUGAAAUUGUGCUACAAGUUUUCAGAUAAGCAAGAGCUGGAUAAACUAGACCUGCUUAAGAUUCAAGAGGACCUGAUGGAAAUAUAAACGAUUAUUUGGAAUAAAGAAGACCUUUUGCUCAUCCUAAUAUUUCAGGUGUUACCCAUUGAUAUUUUUAUUUUUUAUUAUCAUUUUAUAUAUAAAUUAAAAUAAUAUUUAAUAAAUUUUAGAAUAAAUAAAAAUAAAUAUUAUC
Messenger RNA from Ichthyophthirius multifiliis, 782 nucleotides. RefSeq lists its product as hypothetical. The record is from RefSeq and is a predicted model, not a curated record. The transcript is spliced from 6 exons. Lineage: Eukaryota; Ciliophora; Oligohymenophorea; Hymenostomatida.